ACAUAUAGCCUCGAAAUGUGGGCCUUUUUGGCUAAGAACAAAAAUGAUAUUAUUUACUUAUCGCUUUUAUUGUUCAGUGUUGCGAUAGGACCGUAUUAUCGGUCCAUUAAUUCAAUAAACGCAAGGAAGUGGGCUGGAACUGGACUUGGAAUUCUUCUCAUUAUUAUUGUAUCGGGAUACAAUGCUGUACAUCCUAUUUUGUCAGCUAUUCUUGGAAUUUUAGCUAUUAAACUGGCAACCGUAAAAUACUGUCAUGUGGUCACCUUCUUCCUCAUGUUUGGAUACCUCUUUUUCUUUCGACUAUCCGAUAAAUUUGGUUUCCCGCUACCAUCGGGACAAACCAAUCUCAUUGAGAUGAUAAUUGUUCUUAGAGUUGUGGGAGUAGCGUUUGAAAUCAACGGAUCUUGGCUAGCGGUGGGAAAAGCUAAGAGAAAGGAAGAAAAUAAAACCGAAGUGAAGGAGACGGACAAGGAUGAUGAAUUUUUGGAAAUAAUUAACCCUAACCUUGAAGACUUAUUUCAUUAUUCAUUCACCUAUGUUGGGUUACUUACAGGUCCUUACUACAGAUACAGGACUUUUGACGACUAUUUCAACUUGCCAUACAGCAAGUAUGCAGACUGCCUGGGCGCCACAAUCAACACACUGAAGAUGGUGCCUUUGUACAUAUCCUUGUAUCUCGCUUUGUCCAACAUCUGGCCCCUAGAGUAUAUCCUGACUGAAGAGCACAACAACCGAAACUUCGUCUACCGAAUGAUGUAUCCAUGGGUGCUGUUCGCCGCGUUCCGCCAACGCAUUUACUCCGGCAUGACACUGGCGGAGAGUGUGUGCACGUCAGCUGGCGUCGGGGCGUACCCCGUGGAAGGCAGGAAUAGGACCGGACAUGGACCCACUGUCGGAUAUUUGAAGCUCAAACAAAUGACCGAGGAAGAGGCAAAGAAAGCUCGAUACGAUUUCAAAACCAUGGAGUCUAUGGACGUAUGGGGCUGUGAGACCGUGGAGACACUGCGGGACUCCAUGAAGGUCUGGAACAAAGCUGUGCAGUAUUGGGUCGCCAUGGUUGUCUACAAGAGGUUCCCUGUUAAACCGCUCAAGAUUCAUGCAGCGCUGUUUGUGUCUGUGAUAUGGCAUGGAUUCCAUGCCGGGUAUUUCUUUUGCAUUUAUGCUUGUCCCUUCUAUUUGAUGGCCGAAGAUAUUUACUACAAGCUUUACUACAAGGAAGCCACUGGAAUGAAAAAGAAGAUAAUUGGAUUUGUGAUGUGGUUCUUAAGGUCCCACUCAGAGUCAUAUCAAGCGGCCGCUUUCCUUCUUCUCACCUUUGAUCGAAUCUGGAUAUACUAUUCCUCUGUGUACCACUACUGGUAUGGAGUGUGGCUCGCAUUCCUUAUAUUAGGUAUUGUGUUGAAUAAAACACAAAAACGUAAGCCCAAGAAAGUACAAGAGAAGUCAGACAAUAACACGGAAGAAAAAGUAAAGGAAAAUUAAUAGAGAUUACCUAUAUUUAAUAGAGAUUUAGAGAAAUUAUUAUUUUUGUAAUGGUCUAACCGUUUUUUACUUUUUUUAAAGGGAUUUUUUUUAUGAGAUUGCUCAAGAAAUUGUUUUGGUAUAUUUAAGAUUUUUUUUUAAAUAAUAUUUUUACUUUUAUAUCGAUAUAGAGUAUUGCAAAAUAAUUGGUAGGUGAACAAAUGAGAUUUCCAAAUUCGAGAUUGUUUCUGUAUACAGGCUAAAACUAUAGCAAUAAUGACCAAUAAUUUUCUCCACUGAUAAAAUAGAAAAUGGAUGGUUUUAUAUUUACAAAUCAUUGUUAUGUAAUGGUAAUGUAUUGUUAAAUCAUGGUAGUAAGAUACAGCAGCAAAGUAUUGACACACUCGUAUGAAGAUGACCGUAUUGCUAUGACAAUGAAGUAUGUUUUUGCUGCUGUUGUAUUUAUUUUAUAAGGGUUUUUGAAGUACCUAGGGUAUUUGGUGUUAAUUAUGAAUUAAUAUGUAGUUAAUGAGAAUUGGGGCUGGGAAUUUUAUAUUGUCAAUUUUGGAACAUU
This is a messenger RNA of Cydia fagiglandana, 2035 nucleotides long. RefSeq names its product lysophospholipid acyltransferase 7-like (gene frj). NCBI's taxonomy places the organism in Eukaryota, Metazoa, Arthropoda, Insecta, Lepidoptera, Tortricidae. Bases 16 to 1482 code for a protein of 488 amino acids. The transcript has 7 exons. Gene Ontology annotation, biological process: phosphatidylinositol biosynthetic process; lipid modification. Gene Ontology annotation, cellular component: membrane; mitochondria-associated endoplasmic reticulum membrane contact site. The record is from RefSeq and is a predicted model, not a curated record. Gene Ontology annotation, molecular function: lysophospholipid acyltransferase activity.